UUUUACGGCCCAGUUGUCUCUUCGUCUUCAACUAAUCGAUUCGAACAUGGUGAUGAUGACCGGAGAAGAAGCUCGCCGAUUCAAAAGAAAAGUUUGAAAUUCCAGGCGGGAGAUUUGCGAAUCAACAGAUGUCGGGGAAGUGCAGAUCUUGAUGCUAUGGAUGACCAUGGUGGUGGCUCUUGUGGAGCUUCUGAUUUGAGCCUUGAGGAACUGAUGGAGGAAUAUUCUUCUCGACCUCCACAAGUAGCUGAAUGGUUAUGGUGUAUCGAAUACGUAGCCAAGUUCGUUAAGGAUAUACGUUGCAUACUCGAUUUGAUGAACAUGGGGUAUCAUUAUCAAUACGCAGAUGAUUAUGGGAAGAGGAUUAAUGAAGUCCUGUCUCUUAGAGUCUUGGAGUUCAUGUUUGAUCCAACCAAGAAUGAUUCUAGGGGUGUUGGUGUUGCUUCUGCUUCUGAGGAAAGAGUUGAGUUUGAUUUAUCUUUGAGCAACGCUGCAGUUAUCAGAGCGAUUCUGAGAGAGAUUCCAGUAUCGGAACUGCAAGCUGGCAUGCCGGAGUUAUCAAAGUUCAACGUUCUUCCAUUUAUUGCUCACAAGAACAUGUGCUUGCCACAGUGUGCACUGGAGAAGCUGAGAGAUUUGAGUUUAAUGGAGAAUGAGACAAGUGCAGCUCCUGAGAUGGCUGAAAAUGAUCCUGUUUGUAGUGGUUAUAUACCAGUGCACAUGGAUAUAUGCGAGGAGGAGCCGAUAGAUGAGCAACAAGUGCAUAUUGGUUUGGAUAAAGUAACUCUCACCGACGAUGAAACUGAGGCAAUGCACACCAACGAAAAAGAUACAGAGAAUGAUUAUACUACUGGUAAGACAUUUCCUACAAGCUCAAGGAGAUGGCCAGAGAACGCACGUGUAAAAUGUACAAAAGAUGGAACCUGUUUAGUCAGUGGGAGCGAUGAUGAUGAUGAGUCAGAUAUGGUCAAAGAUCCAGCAUUAGCCAAGAAGAAUAAAAACAUUUACACAAACCUUCCAAGAGCCGAGAAUGUAUGCUGGAAAUGUGGAAAAGAAGGAACGUUGUUGAUAUGUAGCAGAAGCGAGUGUGCAUCAAAAGUUCACAAGGAAUGCUCGAAUUGUGUGGUUAACUUUGAUGAAGACGGGAACUUUCACUGUCCUGUGUGCUGGUAUGAUGGAGUCGUUGCAGAGUACUUAGAAUCUCAGAAGUUGAUGAGCUCUGCUAAGAGAAGAAUGAUGAAGUUCAUGCCUCUACUUUCAACAAGAAGCAAGAGACUCAGGUGACUGUAAUUAAAUUUAAAUCUCAUCUCGUCUUUGAGGGUAACUAAGGUGGUCAAUAUUAGAUCGUGGAAUUAUAGAUGGCAGUGAUUAAGUACGUGUCUUUUGUGCAGAUCAAUCAAAGCGAUCUGAAACUCCAUUAUGUUCGUGGUGGAUUUUGGUUAGGAGACGAGUUCUGUUCAUAUAUGUGCUCUGGUGUAAAGAAUUGGAGAUAUUGGGGUAAUUAAUUAGAAGUGAAAGUUAAGGGUGUGAAUGGUUAUUAUUUAAAACUAGCGGGAAAUGGAGGAGUCUAAUCUAACUUUGACUGAAGUUUUUCUUAUUUCAUCAGUAAAGAUAAAACACAUUAAUUGUUCGUAAGUGAAGCUAAUACGAAGUCACUCAUGAAA
This is a messenger RNA of Brassica napus (rape), 1664 nucleotides long. RefSeq lists its product as uncharacterized. The coding region runs from base 157 to 1284 and encodes 375 amino acids. NCBI's taxonomy places the organism in Eukaryota, Viridiplantae, Streptophyta, Magnoliopsida, Brassicales, Brassicaceae. The record is from RefSeq and is a predicted model, not a curated record. The transcript is spliced from 5 exons.